AAUUGAAGGGCAAAUGGUCAAUAAACAAAAAACUAACGUUAUCUAAUUUUAAUUUUCCCCGAGUAGUCUAACGAUUAACAUAUUCCGGAAUUUGCAUUUUCCCUUCAUCUUCAUUUUUUGAACUCUUAUUCUUUCUUCAUUCAGCAAUGUUCUUCCGUAUCUCAAGAAUCAUUUCCCGAAUCUCGCUUCUCUCUUCUCCGCGAACCUCUCAUCAUCAACACUUCCACCACUUCUCCAAUCAAUUUACCAACAAGCUAAUUCCAGUUCAAGUCAAUUUCUUAUAUCCAUCUAUAAAUUCAUCAGCUCCAAAAUUUGGAUUUUCUUCAUCAGCCUCAAUUGAAACAGAAGGGAAAAAUGGGAAUGGUGUGCAAAAUCGCGAUUCCUCAAAUGACGACCCUGCAAAAAUAAGUCAAGAUGCAAAGGAAAUUGAUCAGCCUGGACAAUCCAAGCAUGCAGAUCAAAUAGAAGAAUCAGGAUCUAUUUCAGAUUCUCGAUCUCAAACUGUCAAAAGAAGGAGGAGUGGCAUUAAACGAACUGCAUUUUCUGAUUCAGAUUCUGAUUCAGAGAGUGAAUCAAAUCUAUCCAGGGAUGAUUUGAUUAUACGUGUAGCUGAGAAGGAAGAACUUUUGAAAUCAAAGCAAAAAGAGAUUGAAAAAAUACAGGAUAAAUUUCUGCUUACUUACGCAGAGAUGGAGAACGUUAUGGACAGGACUAGGCGUGAAGCAGAGAAUUCAAAGAAAUUUGCCAUACAGAAUUUUGCAAAGAGUUUACUUGAUGUUGCGGAUAACUUGGGAAGAGCUUCGUCAGUUGUAAAGGAAAGCUUUUCAAAAAUUGAUACGUCGACUGACUCUACUGAAGCGGUAAAACUCCUGAAGACACUUUUGGAAGGUGUUGUAAUGACUGAGAAACAACUUUCAGAGGUACUUAAAAAAUUUGGUGUAGAAAAAUUUGACCCUACAAAUGAGCCCUUUGAUCCUCAUAGGCAUAAUGCGGUCUUCCAAAUCCCUGAUGAUUCCAAGCCCUCAGGCACUGUUGCAACUGUGCUGAAGGCAGGAUAUUUGCUUCAUGACUGUGUUAUUCGGCCAGCAGAAGUUGGUGUAACCCAAGCCAAAGAAGAUAAUAAUCCAGAAGAAUGAUGGGAAAGAUAGUAAAGCUGAGGAGGACUCAUAGGAUUAAGAGAUUCCUAAGUGGUUUCUUAUUGCAUAGUAUUUUAUAUCAUGUGAGGUUUCCUUCAAAUUGCAUCUGAAGCAUUAUGAUCUUUCUUCCUUGGCACCAGCCACCAGCUCUAUUUUCCAUGCCUUUUACCAGCAUGCAACAGAUAAUUUUUACUAAUCUUAUGUCUAGAGCAACAUGAUACAAGAAGAUGGGUUUAGUUCAAUCUGACUUUCCUUGCAUCUAUCUUGUUGAUACAAAUUUUAGUUUUCUUUUUUGUGGUAGUAAAACCCUUAUAUGAAACUAAGGAGUUAUACUUGCUUUUUAAAUCGUAAUUGAGAUACUAGGAUCCCCAUUCAUUGUAAGGAUGAUAGCAGAUCGACACAGACACAGUUCACAAAUGAAAAGAGACAAAUUCUCUCAGAGACCAGUUAGCCUUGUCAAAGAUGCGGGCAAUAACACAAGUUUGAAGUACUGUGGGAUUUAUCUAUGGUUGGCAUGUUAUUAUGUUAAUAUCAACUCAUCAUUGACCAUAAUGGCACGGAAAUUUCGUUUCACCCUUGAUUGUAAACUCAGUUCUCAUUUCCGCCAUUAAAUGAAUUCAUUCAUUUUUUAAGGAUGCAUAAGUUUA
Molecule: messenger RNA, 1783 nt
Organism: Vicia villosa (hairy vetch)
Lineage: Eukaryota; Viridiplantae; Streptophyta; Magnoliopsida; Fabales; Fabaceae
Product: grpE protein homolog 2, mitochondrial-like
Exons: 5
Coding region: 147-1136 (329 amino acids)
Biological process (GO): protein folding; protein import into mitochondrial matrix
Cellular component (GO): PAM complex, Tim23 associated import motor
Molecular function (GO): protein homodimerization activity; protein-folding chaperone binding; adenyl-nucleotide exchange factor activity
Source: RefSeq, a predicted model, not a curated record